Messenger RNA from Pipistrellus nathusii (Nathusius's pipistrelle), 810 nucleotides. The record is from the annotation of a GenBank genome assembly. NCBI's taxonomy places the organism in Eukaryota, Metazoa, Chordata, Mammalia, Chiroptera, Vespertilionidae.
AUGGCUCGGGCCAGCAGCGGGAACGGCAGCGAGGAGGCCUGGGGGGCACUUCGAGUGCCGCAACAGCAGCUUCGAGAGGUUUGCCCAGGAGUGAACAACCAGCCCUACCUCUGUGAGAGUGGUCACUGCUGCGGGGAGACUGGCUGCUGCACCUACUACUAUGAGCUCUGGUGGUUCUGGCUGCUCUGGACCGUCCUCAUCCUCUUUAGCUGCUGUUGCGCCUUCCGUCACCGACGAGCUAAACUCCGGCUGCAGCAACAGCAGCGGCAGCGUGAGAUCAACUUGUUGGCCUACCACGGGGCAUGCCAUGGGGCUGGCCCUGUUCCUGCCAGUUCACUGCUUGACCUUCGCCUCCUCAGCGCCUUCAAACCCCCCGCCUAUGAGGAUGUGGUUCACCGCCCGGGCACGCCACCACCUCCUUACACUGCGGUCCCAGGCUGCCCCUUGACUGCUUCCAGGGAAUGUACCUGCUGCUCCUCCACUUCUAGCUGCCCUGCCCACUCCGAGGGAACAAAUGUGGAAGGUGUUUCCUCCCACCAGAGUGCCCCCCCUCGCCAGGCGGGUGAGCCUGGGGCAGGGUUGAGCCCUGCCCCCACACCCCCCUCCUGCCGCUAUCGCCGCCUGACUGGUGACUCGGGCAUCGAGCUCUGCCCUUGCCCUGACUCCAGCGAGCGUGAGCCAGUUAAGGAGGCUAAGGCUAGUGCUAUUCAGCCAGACCUGGGGGACUGCUCCCCCUGUACACUGUCCCUAGACCCCAUACCCCAAGUUCCUUCCAUGGGGCUGGCUACCAGUGAAGGGGGCACCCCAUGA